Molecule: messenger RNA, 1257 nt
Organism: Triticum turgidum subsp. durum (durum wheat)
Lineage: Eukaryota; Viridiplantae; Streptophyta; Magnoliopsida; Poales; Poaceae
Source: the annotation of a GenBank genome assembly
AUGGUGAGGGUGUCGGUGGUGUGCUGCCUCAAGCUGCUGCUGCUGCUCGCCCUCGGCGGGCACGCCGGCGCCGACGCGCCUGCCUACGUGGACGCCCCCGGAGGCGCGCUCUGGAUCAACGUGCUGCAUGAGACGCUCAAGCACGGGCUGGCGCCCAAGUCGUGGACCGACUACCUCCAUUUGACGGUGGGCGGCACCUUGUCGAAUGCCGGGGUCAGCGGCCAGGCGUUCCGGCAAGGACCGCAGGUCAGCAAUGUCAACCAGCUGGAGAUUGUGACAGGGAGAGGGGAUGUGGUCACCUGCUCGCCGGACGAGAACUCCGACCUCUUCUACGGCGCUCUCGGCGGCCUGGGCCAGUUCGGCAUCAUCACCAGAGCCAGGAUCGCCCUCCAACCUGCACCAAAGAUGGUGAGGUGGAUCCGGGUGCUCUACUCGGACUUCGCGAGCUUCACCGAGGACCAGGAGGCGCUGAUCUCGGCGGACGAGACCUUCGACUACAUCGAGGGGUUCGUGAUCAUCAACCGGACGGGCAUCCUCAACAACUGGAGGACGUCGUUCAAGCCGCAGGACCCGGUGCAGGCCAGCCACUUCCAGUCGGACGGGAAGGUGCUCUACUGCCUUGAGAUGACCAAGAACUUCGACCCUGAAGAGGCUGACAUCAUGGAACAGGAGGUUGGUGUGCUGCUGUCUCGGCUGAGAUACAUACAGUCAACCCUCUUCCACACCCAUGUCACGUACCUCGAGUUCCUGGACAGGGUGCACUCCUCCGAGCUCAAGCUCAGGGCCCAGGGCCUCUGGGAGGUUCCACACCCAUGGCUCAACCUCCUCAUCCCGAGAAGCACCAUCCACCGGUUCGCGACGGAGGUCUUCGGCAACAUCCUCAAAGACAGCAACAAUGGCCCCAUCCUCCUCUACCCAGUGAACAGAUCAAAGUGGGACAACAGGACGUCAGUGGUGAUACCGGAGGAAGAAAUCUUCUACCUGGUGGGGUUCCUGUCGUCGGCACCGUCGGCGUCAGGCCACGGCAGCGUCGACCACGCGGUGAGCCUCAACGACAAGAUCCUAGACUUCUGCGACAAGGCCGGCGUCGGGAUGAAGCAGUACCUAGCGCCCUACACCACGCAGCAGCAGUGGAAAGCCCACUUCGGGGCGAGGUGGGAGACAUUUGAGCGGAGGAAACACAUGUAUGAUCCCCUAGCAAUCCUAGCCCCAGGACAGAGAAUAUUUGCAAAGGCGUCGCUGCCCAUGUCCUCUUGA